UGAAGCAGUACGUCUUGUUGGGUUUUAUAUGUGCUAGUAAUGCUACGUUCAUUGUUGAUCCACCAAACACAAAAGAGCUGUUGGUCAUUGAAAACUUGACUCUCUAUAGAAACGAAUGGGUGGAGCUAGAUGGGGUGAAAUCAACGACCUGCUUUGCAUACAAUACAGAUAGCUCGUUUACAGUACUGAUCGAUCCAAAGGAAACGUCAAACGUACGUACAUCUGCAGCAGCUAAAAAGGAAAUUUAAGGCAACUUGCUAGAUAUGGAAGAAUCAUCGAGUCAAGAAAUUCAAGAAGAAGCAAAUGCUUUAAUAAUAAAUGUGAUUGAAAUUGAAGAACUUCAUAGAGAAGCAAAUGCUUCAGUUGAAAUUGAAGAUCGUGACACACAAUUGGUAAAUGACAUCACAGAAAUGUUAGAAAGCUCGGAGCCUCCCUUAUCACCUAAAUGUUGUAUCUACAGGGUUCCACAUGAUCUUCGCAAAUUGAACGAAGAAGCCUAUAUUCCUCAGUUUAUAUCAAUAGGGCCUUUUCACCAUGGUGAUGAAAGAUUGGAAACCAUGGAAAAGCUUAAAGUGAGAUAUUUCAAGCGAUUUGUGAAGAAUGCUACUUUAAAUGUGAAGAAAUUAGUAAGGAUUGUAACGGAUAAGGAAGAAGAUGUCCGUCAUUGUUAUUUAGAGAGUAUCCAACUUAGCAGUGAUGAUUUUGUGAAAUUGAUCCUGGUGGAUGCGAGCUUCAUUAUUGUGUAUUUCUUGAUAUGGAAGCUUGAAGAAUGGAGGAGUGACGAGGACUUAAUAGGAUUUACACCACGAAUGAUGAAUAGUAUAAUUAAGGACAUGUGGUUGCUUGAAAAUCAACUUCCUUUCUUUAUUAUAAAGGAAAUAUUCAACUUUGCAUUUGCAUCUUACACAGACUUCCCUUCAUUCGCUCAACUUACCUUUGAAUUUUUUAAACCUUUCAACACUCAAGAAAAGUCUCUUGAUCCCAAUUUGGAAAUAAUUCACUUCCUUGAUUUGUUGAGAACCUUUUAUUUGCCUCUAUCACGUAGCCUACCACGAAGAGGCAAUGACGCAAUUGGAGUCCGGCCUUUGUAUAGUGCAAGCCAGUUGCACGAUGCAGGAGUGAAGUUUAAGGUGGGCUCAAACAAAUGCUUAUUUGACUUAAAAUUCACAAACGGAGUGCUAGAAAUACCACACUUAGAAUUAUACAAUAGUUCAGAGUCUCUUUUUCGAAACCUCGUGGCCUUGGAACAAUAUCACUAUUUGUUUGAUGCUUAUAUUACCGAUUAUAUUAUCUUAGUAGAUUCCCUUAUCGAUACUGUCAAAGAUGUAGAUUUACUUGUGCAAAAGAAGAUCCUGUUUAAUGGUUUAGGCGACAACAAUGCAGUGACAACUUUGGCCAACAAUCUGGGCAUAAAUGUUUUAUAUGGGUACUCAACGUCCAUCUAUUGUAAUCUCUAUAAAGAUUUGAAUACAUUCUAUGAGGAUCCUCGUCAUAUUUGGAAGGCUACCUUGAGACGUGAUUAUUUUAGCACUCCUUGGAUAACUGCUUCUACUGUAGCUGCUAUUAUCCUUCUGGUACUCACUCUCAUACAAACUGUAUGCUCUAUUAUCUCAUUAUGAUCAAUUUGAAGUUUGUGUAAUUCGAAUGAUAUUGAAUUGCAUUGUGAUCGUAUUUCAUUGUUUUAGGAGUACGAGGUUUGUGGAA
This is a messenger RNA of Alnus glutinosa, 1704 nucleotides long. Its product is annotated as UPF0481 protein At3g47200-like. The transcript is spliced from 2 exons. The record is from RefSeq and is a predicted model, not a curated record. Bases 264 to 1619 code for a protein of 451 amino acids. Lineage: Eukaryota; Viridiplantae; Streptophyta; Magnoliopsida; Fagales; Betulaceae.